Molecule: messenger RNA, 636 nt
Organism: Triticum urartu
Lineage: Eukaryota; Viridiplantae; Streptophyta; Magnoliopsida; Poales; Poaceae
Source: RefSeq, a predicted model, not a curated record
AUGGCGCAUGCGCCGCUGGUCGCUGCCUCCUCCUCCGGAUCCUUCUGCCCGAGCGUACAAGGGCAGUGGGUAGCCCCGGGGGAAGCUGCUCCCCCUCCUCAUGUUAUCGACCUCCCGGAUGACGACGACAACGGUCCGUUGAGAGUGAGGAGGCACAAGAGGGCAUCGGCUGACAAGACCUCCCAAUCCGCUACGGCGUCCGAGGCCGUGGCUCGGGAUGGUGGUGACACCGCUCGGGCUUCUGUGACCUUCGCCGUUCCCCUGGCGAGUGCGCGGCCCUCGUCGUCGACUGCGGACCCGUCUUCACUUUUUGCCGCAUACCCCGUCCCUGAGGACCAAGCGGCUGCUGCAAAGGAGGCUAUACGCCAGGCGGGGAUCAUGAUGGAGCAAGUGAAGAUGGCUCGGGAGGCCAGCCAAGCAGCCUAUGACGCGAGUUCGGCUCUUCAGAGCAACGUCCAGAAAUCCUGCGAACUCGUAGCUCGCUAUACUGAGUUGGAGAAGCAGAAGAUUCAACUGAACCUUGAUCUGGAGCUGGCCAGAACAGAGCUGCAGAAGGUCAGAGACGGCGCCGCAGAAAAACUGACCGAAGCUCUAGCGAAGAAGGAUCAGGACUUGGCUGUUGCCCAACUUUGCUAG